AUGUGGCCCGCACAUUCCAUUUACUUUUCCAAAGAGUCGUGUAAAUGAUAAAUUUCUUCUUAUCUUAGAAAACGGUUAAUAGACACCUUUGACUAAUCAAACACAGUUCAUCGAAAUAUCACUCUCAUAACACAAACAUUUGACAAUAUUUUAGGAUCGAAAACGAAAAAUUACAGUCACACCUCUCUUCCCUUCCAACUACCUUGUUCCUCUCAAUCCAACCAUGCACGUAGUCUUGUUAUGUCCCGAAAUACAUUUGUCCUCAUCUGAGCAACGGCGGGAACAGCAAGACCAGGAUUCUAUUGAUCGGAGGCGCUGGUUAAAUCGGAAAGUUCAUCGGACAAAUUCAAAGGCCUCGAUGAUGUUAAGAAACUUGAGCAAUGGCAGGGAAUAGCAGCAAGAGCAAGAUUCUGUUCAUCGGAGGCACUGGUUACACCGGAAAAUUCCUGGUGGAGGCGAGUGCCAGAGCUGGCCACCCAACCUUCCUUUUGGUGAGGGAGUCCACUCUCUCCAACCCUGCAAAAUCUUCCCUCAUUCACAACUUCCAAAGCCUUGGUGUCAACAUUGUUUUCGGAGAUUUAUACGAUUACCAAAGUUUGUUGAAUGCGAUAAAGCAGGUAGAUGUGGUCUUUUCUACAGUACCACGCUCGCAUCUAGCUGAGCAAGAUAACAUCAUUUCUGCAAUAAAAGAAGCAGGAAAUGUUAAGAAAUUCUAUCCAUCUGAGUUUGGACAUGAUGUGGAUCGAAAUCAUGCAGUCGAACCGGCGACUAUUGCAUAUGCAAAGAAGGCCAAAAUUCGUCGAACUAUUGAGGCUGAAGGAAUUCCUUACACUUAUGUGUCAUGUAACUUCUUUGAUGGUCACUUCCUAUCAACCUUGUCGCAACCUGGAGCUACAACUCCUCCUAGAGACAAAAUUAUUAUCCUAGGAAAUGGAAAUCCCAAAGCUGUUUUCAAUAAGGAAGAGGAUGUUGCUACUUACACAAUCAAUUCAGUGGAUGAUCCAAGAACUUUGAACAAAAUUCUGUACAUUAGACCUCCCAACAACACGUUGUCGUUUAAUGAACUUGUUACCCUUUGGGAGAAGAAGAUUAGUAAAACUCUUGAAAGAAUCUACGUUCCAGAAGAACAAGUACUAAAGCAGAUCCAAGAGUCUUCACCACCCUUGAAUAUUUUAUUGGCAUUUAAACACGCUGCUUACGUAAAAGGUGACCAUGCUAACUUUGAAAUUGAGUCUUCUUUUGGAGUGGAAGCUUCAGCUUUAUAUCCUGAUGUGAAAUACACCACAGUGGAUGACUAUCUUAAUAACCUUGUGUGAGAUAUGCAAGUAAGCUUUGUUGAUAUUAUAUUCUUGGUGAAACUUUGUGGCCUAUUCAAAGAUAAUGAUAUAAUAUCAAUUUGUUGCUAUCUAUGUCAUCGAAAAUGAAUGAUGUACCAAGAAUCAUGUGUUGUGUUAUAUUGUUGCAAUUUUAUUAUACUUGUAGUGAUCUCUUAUCGGAAUUUGUCUGAUUGAUCGAGAUGGAAGGAACUUGUUGUCUACGUAUAUCUGAACUCUUGAUUGCUUGAUAGUUUGAUAUUUGAUCACUAAAACAACCAUAAACUAAGUUAUAAGCAUUGUUUAUUUUGGAAACCUAUAAAAUUAUUUA
Molecule: messenger RNA, 1644 nt
Organism: Vigna radiata var. radiata (mung bean)
Lineage: Eukaryota; Viridiplantae; Streptophyta; Magnoliopsida; Fabales; Fabaceae
Product: isoflavone reductase homolog
Exons: 6
Coding region: 381-1316 (311 amino acids)
Molecular function (GO): oxidoreductase activity
Source: RefSeq, a predicted model, not a curated record